AAUCCACUUUAAAAAAAAACAAUCACCGUCAAUGCGUCAAUGUCAUCUGUCACUCAACCAUAAAAAAAUCGCAUGGUUCUUUCCCUUUGCUUUAUUUAUUUUUAAAGAUUCUAUAAUUUAUUAUUGGAAAUGAUUCGCUAUUUUCGUCUUUUAAGAGGCUGCAUCCAGCAACAGCGAUCAAUUAAAAGCUUUAGUUCUAAAAUAGAAGCCAGCGAAAAUGAACCCAUCAAAUUCACAACAAGUGCAGCUGCUCGUAAGAAGACCAUUAGACCAGUUGCAGUGAAAUAUAAACCAUCAGAGAUGCCAUGGUACCAACCCUAUUCCGUACUGGCCAGCGUAACAGUGUUCCUUAUCUACUUCUGUGUGCUGAGGGAAGAGAGUGAUGUAGAUUUAGAAUUUAAUAAGACCCUUUAUGAACGGAUAAAAGGCUUGGAAAAGGAACAGUUGUUGCAGUCAUACAAAUAUAAUAAAGAAAGUGGCCUAAGUGUUGAAGCAAUAGAAGAGAGGCUUAAACAGCUUGAGCUUGAGGAGGCCAAGACAGUAGCAUAAGUUAAGAUUUUAAUUGUUGUGUAAUUUAUUUAAUAGACUUAGUUUAUUGUUGAGAGUAAAUAUUAUCAGAUACCUAUAUA
This is a messenger RNA of Leguminivora glycinivorella, 629 nucleotides long. RefSeq lists its product as uncharacterized. The record is from RefSeq and is a predicted model, not a curated record. NCBI's taxonomy places the organism in Eukaryota, Metazoa, Arthropoda, Insecta, Lepidoptera, Tortricidae. Bases 130 to 549 code for a protein of 139 amino acids. The transcript has 2 exons.